Molecule: messenger RNA, 1016 nt
Organism: Dinoponera quadriceps
Lineage: Eukaryota; Metazoa; Arthropoda; Insecta; Hymenoptera; Formicidae
Exons: 7
Coding region: 141-1016 (291 amino acids)
Source: RefSeq, a predicted model, not a curated record
AGUGCAGACGUGAUCGGAAUCCCAACAGUGCUCUGACCGAUCGCUUGGACCCCCUGGAUUGAAUAAAUAACGCAGUCUGCGGAAUUAUUGGGGUUUUUUUUAUUAAAAAGGAUUUACUUUUGUACAUAACAAGCUAAGACAUGGCAUCUAGGCAUGUGUCUUGUAAUGCGGACCAUGACUGCCCCGUGGGACAGUGGUGCUACAUUUCUAAUCUUUGUGUCGAUUUUGUCGAAUGUAACACUUACAAUCGUGCAGAAAGUACACAACCUGCGCGUGACGCUCUUCAGUGUGGAGGAUGCUUGGAAGGAUUUAAAUCGAAACCUCUUAUAGAUGGUACAAUCAAAGAUCAUUGUAUCGCCAUUCACAAUUCAGAAUUCAAAUUGAGUAUUCUUAUACCAAUAUUGGUUGUGGCUCUCAUAAUAUUCGUCGUAUAUAUAAUCCACAUCUGCAUCUUGAAAAAACGUAAGAAACGAGCAGUGAUCCAUCGAGUAGACGCACUUGAGCCCAGUGCGCCACCAGAAGGAUCCUACAUCACACACAAAUCUGAUGAAGAGAGGAAAACCUGCCAGCAACUUGCUAAUAAUAAUGAGGAAGCAAUAGUUAGGGAAAAAUUGCAGAACGCUUCUGUAUUUUAUGAACCAAAUUAUGUCCAGAAUGCAAAUUUCCCAGGUCGAAUCAAUAACGUCGAAUUUGCUCAACAUAACAUGCCACCUCGUAAUAACGCAGCACCUCAAGUUUAUCUUCGGCCAGCAAGAAACAAUCCUGAUACUGAUCAAGAAUUAGCCAUCCUAAUACCGAGACAAAUUGCAGAACUUGAGGAUAACGUAAGAAACGUUGCGCGGAUGCAAACUGUCUCUUUAUCCUCUAAUGAUGACGUUGGCAAUACUAGUCUCAAUGAAUCCAUCACUAUCGAAAGCGAUAACGAAAAUGAGAACAGAAACGGAGAAGAUGGCACGACAAUUAAAACCGUAUUAGUCAGGCAAAAUAUAACGAUGAACGUUAAUGUGUCAAAUUGA